Ziziphus jujuba (common jujube) is the source of this 1964-nucleotide messenger RNA. RefSeq names its product adenosylhomocysteinase. Gene Ontology annotation, molecular function: adenosylhomocysteinase activity. The transcript has 2 exons. NCBI's taxonomy places the organism in Eukaryota, Viridiplantae, Streptophyta, Magnoliopsida, Rosales, Rhamnaceae. Bases 131 to 1588 code for a protein of 485 amino acids. The record is from RefSeq and is a predicted model, not a curated record. Gene Ontology annotation, biological process: L-methionine cycle. Gene Ontology annotation, cellular component: cytosol.
UUUCUCCUUCGCUCACAACCCUCUCACUCUUCUCUGUGCCGUUUUCUCAGAGAAAAAACUGAGCGAGUAGAGAGAGAGAGAGAGAGAGUUUCUUCUAUCUCAAACCCCCCUCUAAUUCUCUUAUAUAGCCAUGGCUUUGCUCGUCGAGAAGACCACCGCCGGGAGAGAAUACAAGGUCAAAGACCUCUCUCAGGCUGAUUUCGGCCGUCUCGAAAUCGAGCUCGCCGAGGUCGAAAUGCCCGGUCUCAUAUCUUGCCGCACCGAAUUCGGACCCUCACAGCCCUUCAAAGGAGCCAAAAUCACUGGCUCCCUCCACAUGACCAUCCAAACCGCCGUGCUCAUCGAGACCCUCACGGCCCUCGGUGCUGAAGUCCGCUGGUGCUCCUGCAACAUCUUCUCCACCCAAGACCACGCCGCUGCUGCCAUAGCCCGUGACAGCGCCUCCGUCUUUGCUUGGAAAGGUGAGACCCUCCAGGAGUACUGGUGGUGUACUGAGAGAGCCCUCGAUUGGGGCCCAGGUGGUGGUCCAGAUCUGAUCGUCGAUGAUGGUGGUGAUGCCACUUUGUUGAUCCAUGAAGGUGUUAAGGCAGAGGAGAUUUAUGAGAAGAAUGGUACUUUGCCUGACCCCGCUUCUACUGAUAAUGCUGAGUUCCAGAUCGUUCUCACCAUUAUCAGAGAUGGGUUGAAGACCGAUCCCAAGAGGUACCACAAGAUGAAGGAUAGAUUGGUUGGUGUUUCUGAGGAGACCACUACUGGUGUUAAGAGGCUUUACCAGAUGCAGCUCAAUGGGACUUUGUUAUUCCCCGCCAUUAAUGUUAAUGACUCUGUUACCAAGAGCAAGUUUGACAACUUGUACGGAUGCCGCCAUUCACUCCCAGAUGGUUUGAUGAGAGCCACCGACGUUAUGAUUGCUGGCAAGGUUGCAGUUGUUGCAGGAUACGGAGAUGUGGGCAAGGGUUGUGCUGCAGCCUUGAAGCAAGCCGGAGCUCGUGUAAUUGUGACUGAGAUUGAUCCAAUCUGCGCCCUCCAAGCUCUCAUGGAAGGCCUCCAAGUUCUAACCCUCGAAGAUGUCGUCUCCGAGGCCGAUAUCUUUGUUACCACAACCGGUAACAAGGACAUCAUCAUGGUAGACCACAUGAGGAAGAUGAAGAACAAUGCCAUUGUAUGCAACAUUGGUCACUUUGACAAUGAGAUUGACAUGCUUGGUCUUGAGACCUACCCUGGUGUAAAGCGCAUCACCAUCAAGCCCCAAACCGAUAGGUGGGUCUUCCCCGAUACCAAUUCCGGUAUCAUUGUCUUGGCCGAGGGAAGGCUGAUGAACUUGGGUUGUGCGACCGGUCACCCGAGUUUCGUCAUGUCCUGCUCAUUUACCAACCAGGUGAUUGCCCAGCUCGAGCUCUGGAAGGAGAAGGAAACCGGCAAGUAUGAGAAGAAGGUGUAUGUUUUGCCAAAGCACCUUGAUGAGAAGGUUGCUGCCCUUCAUCUUGGAAAGCUUGGAGCCCGUCUUACCAAGCUCACCAAGGACCAGGCUGACUACAUUAGUGUGCCUGUUGAAGGUCCAUACAAGCCUGCUCACUACAGGUACUGAGGAAGAAAAGGAUGAGAAAACCGAGAGAAAAAUGAAAGAACCAAUAUAUUGGGACGGCCUGGCUGUUUGUUAUUUUUUAUUUUGUGAUUUUUACAUCUUGAUGAAUUGUGGUAGAGAUGUUAGGAUUUGAUUUUUUUUUUUUAGGGUUUUUGUGAUGGUGGUUGGAAAGUUUGGAAAGAAAGAAAAGGGAGAUUGAAUGGGUCUUCUAUGAUGAAAGACCAUAAUUGGGUUUUAAUAAGGAUUUGGAUGGGGUUGUGUGGGAUUAUAAUAUAUUUGUAACUGAUAAUGCAGGCUGAGUUUUGCUGCAUCUGGUUAUCAAUUUAAUAGCAAAAAGGUCAAAAAAAGAAAAAAAAAAUGAACUAUUUUUCUCUGCCUA